AUGUCGUGGCAGGACCUCUCUGUGGUAGUGGCCUGUGUACUCGCGAUCGGCGUGUUCGCACACCGAUUGUCGCUGAAGCGCCGGAAUCGCCCGCGUGCGCUUUCCGUCGGACUCUCCGAGAAGGCACCUACGAAGGCGAGCCAAAAGGACCGUGCACCUGCAGAGUGGGAGCCGCAGCCGUUCGCCUAUCCUAGACUCGAGCCUAGCAAGGAACACUUCAGCAAUGUGAAGCCUAUCCCUUACCGCCCAUUCAAAUGGGGCGACUACCAUGUUACGAUGGGCAUCCGCAACAUGCCCUUUGAGGACUGGAUCGAGCUUGACCGCGAGUUCCCGCAGUUCCAUAAGGUCUGCGACUACCGGAUACGCACUCGCGGGGACCGUCUGGUCUGCGUGCAGCCAGAACAGCCGGGGAUAGUGGCUUCUGGACACGCAGCGGCGGAGGAGCUGAUGUACGAGUUUGCCGAGUACCUGUCGAGACGGCAUCCGGACGUCUACCGGGUGACGCGACGGCCUGUCUCGAGGAAUCCCGAGGAGAAUGGGUGGUAUGGCGAGGGGAAGAUCUGGCAGAUCACCAUCAUACCAUUUGGCGAGACGUAUGACCUGGAGAAGGACGAGCCGCUGAAGGUCGCGCGGAUGCUGGUCCAGGAGGACUUCACACUCAUGGUGGAAGGCACGGAUGGCAGAUACUACCUCCAGGCCGGCGCCGUCGUCAUCGCAGGUUCGUGGAGACUCGAAGACAAGAUGGGCCUCCCGCUCGAGGACAUCCACACCACCGGAAACGUUCCCCAAUACCGCACCAAGCUGCAAAUGAGCAUGGACCGCUUCUUCAAGCGCCUCCCGCUCGACAAGCCCGUCAUCCGCAACAACUACGCCGUGCAGCUCGUCCAAGAGCCCGCCAUGCGCACCCCAGCCCCCGCGCCCGGCUCGCUCCUCGCGCUCGACCCCGAGGAGCUCGCGUGGGCGGCGACCAUGAAUGGCUCCGAGGACACGAACGACUUCGAGCGCGCGAAGCACAUCAACGACCAGGCGGACUCGACCCCUGCCCCUGGGGUAGAAGAUAAGGGGUACCCGGUGUCGCGCACGGCGACCCCGGCGACGCUAAGAACGGUGUGUCUGCGCACGGAGAGGCAGACGUUGAGGAGGCUGCCGCGCACGGGCGCGGUGGUGUUUACUAUAAGGGUGUAUCAGACGCCGUUUGCGGAUUUGGUAAGGGAGCCGGGCGUUGCGGGGAGGCUGGCGAGUGCGAUUCGCAGCUGGCCGGAGGAUGUUGCGCGGUAUAAAGCGCGCGAUGCGUAUGAGGCGGUCUUGCCGCUGCUCGAUCGCUGCCAUGCUGAGGAGCUGGAGCAGGGGCUGAUUAGUGAGGGGGAUAAGAAGAAUAACUUCCCGUUCUAG
Trametes versicolor FP-101664 SS1 is the source of this 1392-nucleotide messenger RNA. RefSeq lists its product as uncharacterized. The coding region runs from base 1 to 1392 and encodes 463 amino acids. The record is from RefSeq and is a predicted model, not a curated record. The transcript is spliced from 7 exons. NCBI's taxonomy places the organism in Eukaryota, Fungi, Basidiomycota, Agaricomycetes, Polyporales, Polyporaceae.